CGGGGGGCGGUGGCGCGCAGCGCCCGCCCCUCACGGCCGCGUCCCGCCCCGGCGGAGUCGGGAGCCGAGCCCGCGGCAGACGCAGCCGUGCCGCGCCAUGGCCGGCCGCCGCCUCCUGGGGCUGCUGCUGGCCUUCGCCGCGCUGCUGGGCGCAGGUCACGGGGAUGGCACAGAUGACUUCAACCUAGAGGAUGCCCUGUUGGACCCCGUCACCAGGAGACCCACUCCCAAGGGCCCCAGGAAGCCAGCAGGUGGGACAGGUGGGACAGACUUGGAUCUGGCUGAUUUCUUUGACACGCCUGUGGAGACAACCACCAAGCCAGCCAGGCCCACUCCCAAGCCCUUCCCCAGGCCAGGGAAGCCGGACACUGGCUUUUGGGAUGUCAUUCGCACCACCACGACCAAGCAGCCAAAAACUACAAGAGCCCCUCCUAAGCGUAACCCAGAAAAGGAUCCUAUGGAUUUUGACUUGGCUGAUGCCCUUGAUGAUAAGAACGAUAGGAAGGAUCCUGGGAGGCCAGAUGUAAGGCCAGGUGAAGGGUUUUCAGACGAUGACCUGGCCAGCAUCGUGGACGGCGGCUACAGCCCAGACAAGAAGAAGGGUGCCAGCGGCAACACCGACAACAACGACUACAGCGGAGUGGCAGAGACCGGGACAAUCGCCGGCAUCGCCAGCGGCCUGGCCAUGGCGCUCAUCGGGGCCGUCUCCAGCUACAUCUCCUACCAGCAGAAGAAGUUCUGCUUCAGCAUCCAGCAGGGACUGAACGCCGAGUACGUGAAAGGAGAAAACAUGGAAGCCGUCGUGAGCGAGGAACCCCAGGUUAAAUAUUCAGUCCUGGAAACGCAGUCAGCAGAACCACCAAAACAAGACAGUGCGAAGAUAUAAAGCAUGACCCAGGGCUAGAAAAGAAUCAGUCAGCAGCAACAGAGAUCUUAACGUGCUUGUAAUUUAGCUUUUAAUUUAAUUUGACUCCAAAGCUAUUUAAUGUGUAUUUAAGCUUGAACUGGCUUUUUAUUGCUCUAGGCUUUAGGGUUAGACUGGUAGCAUGUGUUUAUUUUUUGUGAAGAGGUUUAUGUUUACAUUGAAGCAGUAGUGUAGGAUUGGUGUGCAGGUGGAUGGAAAUCCACAGAAGGUGCUUCAGCUGUGGUCACUUUUCAAGAGCUUACAGGUGUGAGGGCAGUGAAGUGCCUGUAAAUAGCAAUCCAAAGCCAAACCCUGCAAAGCGCCUCAGCCACCUUCUGCCUUCAGCUCCGGGCAGUGUCACUUCAGUGGUGGGGACAAAGCUGCACAUUCCCUGAGGGUGGAUCACAGUCCUUUGUGUAGCUACACCUAAAAUGAAGUGCCUAUGGUGGGUCCUUGUGUGGGGCCUUGGGCUGAGCCAGGUGACUCCCUGCUCCCAGAUCAGGAGUUGGGGAUGCUUCACCACCACCACCCAGAGCUCAGCUUGCAACCAAAGGACCUGAUUUUCACACCAAGUCACAAAUACAGUUGAUAAUGUGUGUGCAGUGUUCACUUCUAGCAAAUGCCAUUGGAAUGCUCCACUGUGCUGCAGAUCAGAAUGGAACUGAAGUGAUACAGUUUGUCUUAAGCUGCACCAGGGGAAGUUUAGGUUAGACAUCAGGAAAAAAUCCACUGAAAGAGUGACUGGGCACUGGAAUUGUCUACCCAGGGAGGUGGUGGAGUCACUAUCCCUGGACUUGUUUAAAAAAGACUGGAUGUUGUUGCUACCUUAUUGCAGGGGUUCCAUGCUGCUGUCUCCUUAUCACAAAAGUUCCAUAUCUUCUUGGUGUUUCUCGUGGGCAGCUCCUCAGAGCACUGACUCUUUCUUCUUCACAAAGCAGCCACUGACUCCAGUUCCCUUCUCACCCAACCACCUCACUCUUUUAUAGCACUUUUCCUCUUAUUGCUUACAGCUGUGGCCUGUUAAAGUCAGGCCUGCUCCUAAUCCUUGAUAAUUGGCCCAGCUGCAACUCCUUAGGGGUGAGAUUACUUUCUACACUAUCUUUAUUUUCCUAUAUUCUAUCCCCCCACAGGAUGUGGCACUCAUUGAUGAGGAGGUGCUAGGUUAGGUCAUAGGUUGGACUUGAUGAUCUCAAAGGUCUUCUCCAACCUAGUUCAUUCUGUGAUUCUGUCUCUGUGGCUUGAGAGACCCACAUUGUCACCCCAAUUAAAGCUGUGUGCAUAUGGAUGCUUUCAAGGACAGGUUCAGAUCUCAGUCACACCAGAACAAGUGACUCAUUUAACCCAAAAGAAAAUAAACAAAUCUGUUAAGACCUGUAAUGCUCAGUACAACAGAACUCAAGCUUAACAAGAUGCAGUCCCCUCCUUUUUAUCAGCAACUAUCAGGAGUGCUCCCAGGCACCCAGAGGCAGGAAAAGGAUUUAAGCUUCACUUUGUGUCACUGGCUAACCUUUAAAAUAGGCAGUGCCUCCUGAGAGGACAAAUCCUCCAUCCCUGUCCUGCAUGGGGCUCCUGCAGCUGCCUGGGAGCACUGGGCUGCACUGGGACAGUGCUCACACAGCCCCUGCCACCCUGCUGAACUGCUGCCUAGAACUGACCUUCACUACCUUGCAAGAAUGUCUGUUUAGAUUUCUAAUCCCUCCCCAGCAACCUUUCUGACUGCUGCUAAAAUAUGGAUAACUGCCACUUUCCAGUACAUUUUUCCAAAUCAAUGGUUGCUUAAAAAGCAUGCUCUCAAGUGAAGGAGAUUUCACUUCACAUUGUGUAACAGGUACUCACUAUUUAUAUACAAACCUGAAAUGGGAGCAUUUUGUACAGGUUUGCAAAUUCUGUGUUUUAUGAAUGUGUAUUAAGAAAACCAAUGUACAAAUCCACAGCUUUCAGGUAGACAUGACUUCAGAAGGCCUUGCCAGGAGGUGAAUGAGCCCAGGAGCAUCGCUGUCUAACAGCUCCAUUUGGAGUGAAAUUGCCUAGUAACUUGGUUAAGUAUUUUGCAAUAGCUGCACAAUUCUUUAUGCUCUUUUGAACACUUGCAUUUUUAAAGCCUUAUACUAGCUCUGGCAGAACAGCUACAGUGGUUUAUAAGGUGCUUCACAACUAUUCAGAAUGCUUAGGCUACAACAAAACUACUCUGAACUACUGCUGCUUUGUUUUAUGAACGUUUGGAAUAGGAAAGAAAUGUUAAUGAUUGGCUGAGAUAAUGGAAGCACAGGAAAGAGAUGGGAUGCACUGUUUGCUUACUCCCAGAGAAGGUUCUCAUGGAGGAAGUGCAUCCUGAAGAGUUUGCAGCAGGAGCUCAGGUGCCAUCAAAGCCACACAGCUGAGUUUGUGUAUCUCCAGUCCCAAGCACCAGCACUUGUUUUUUGUUCUUAGCCAAACACAAUUGAAAUCUGUAGCAUGGAAUGUGUUUUCUGUAAGUUAUUGUAGAUGAAGGGCAUUGAUGAUCACAGGAGCUGUUUGCCCAGCUUAGAUCUAGUGCCCGUAAUUCCUCCUCUCCCUUUGCCAGUGACCGUCAAUAGUCAGUGUGGUUUAAAGAGUACAGCACCUACCCCUCCCUUGGGGACUCUUCCACUAGGGCACAGAGGGAGCACAAGUCUAAUUUAAAAUACUACAGGUCACAGAUUUAACAAGGAAAGGCAGCAAGGUGUUUCACUGGAACACCCACCCCAGGUUUGGGACUCAGAAGCUGCUGCUUUGCUCAAGGCUCUUCUAUAAUGCUGGUGACUGCUUAAAAGUUACUGUAGUGUGUAGGUGUGUGGAAAUCCACAAAUGCACAGUGAAAGAGAACUUCCAAAGUGAAUAGUGACAGAAUUCAAGAUUUCUUUCUCUAGCAUUUCAAAUAGGAAAAUACUUGCAAAUUCUGCAGUAGAGAAAUUAGGCUUGGCCUUCUCUUCAAAACUGAACAAAAGUCAGAGUCUUGGUGGUAAAUGUCAGCAAAGGCUCAAAUGAUUUUUUAUUGCUGUUUGUCCCCUCUUCCAUCUGAACUGCCACCAGUCUCUGAAAAACAGGGAGUUUAUAUCAUCUAUAUUUUAGUCAUUAUAGCAACUGAGAGGUUUCCUGUGUAUUUUCCUGGUAGUGAUCCAAGUUCUGGAACAGCUGACCCAGCACUGACCUCCACUUUCAUUUAAUUACUAUUUAUUCACUUUAAAUUGGGAUAUGGAUUUUUAAAAAAUCCUGCAUUUAAGUUCUGUAUACAUGGCAUGAACUUUCUCGUCCUUUAUUAAAAAAGGCAAUAAACCACUAGAAAAUUGGUUUGCUUUUUUUUCAUGAGUCCAAAACCUAUAUAUAGAUGUCCUGAGAGUUUUUGUACUGUGUAUGUUGUGAGCUUUUUUCUUAUGACACCUCACUUCUGAAGCUAUUUUAAAUGGCAAUAAAAUGAUUCAGAAAAGGUUUGUCAAAGGUUUGACAGAGAAAAGAGAGAAUUGAAAGAAUUCAUCUGGCUCUUUUCGUGUUUUUUCUUUCAAUUACUUGCAUUUUCCUUUGGCAGUACUUCGUUUCAGAUUCCUCAGCUGAGAAUACUCUGACACAAAUUUCAGAUCUUUCUGGCACUAUAAACUCAGUCAUUUUCAAGCAACCCACUAACGAACCCUUACAAGUGCUCUACUGUCAUCCUUAACUACUCAUUUGUUGUGAUAAAAGUGGAAUUAGUCCAUAAUGCUGCUUCAGACUCUGAAAAAGAAGGAUGAGUCGGCAGGCUGAGCUUUAAAAAUUGCUUCUCUAACAGAUGAGGUUGAGGAACAAAUGAAGUUCAGAAACAAGAGAGCUGUGAAAUUAGAGAACUCUUUCUUUUGAGUGAAGUUCUAACUUAAAAGCAAGACAGAUUCCUUGCUGCUGAAGAAGUGACCUGUACCAAAGGAAGGUUGAAUGUUACUGUAACAAAAUACAUUUUGUUAAUGUGUGUGUCAGGGUCACGGGGGUAAAAACCAGAAUUUAACUACCUUUGAAAACACCAAAUAAACCAAGUUGACUAGAAAGACA
Zonotrichia leucophrys gambelii is the source of this 4939-nucleotide messenger RNA. RefSeq names its product CD99 molecule like 2 (gene CD99L2). The coding region runs from base 98 to 886 and encodes 262 amino acids. Lineage: Eukaryota; Metazoa; Chordata; Aves; Passeriformes; Passerellidae. Gene Ontology annotation, biological process: T cell extravasation; positive regulation of neutrophil extravasation; homotypic cell-cell adhesion. The transcript is spliced from 11 exons. Gene Ontology annotation, cellular component: plasma membrane. The record is from RefSeq and is a predicted model, not a curated record.